AUGAACAGCAAACUAAAGAGAUCUUAUCCGUUCGAUUUGUAUCUGGUUCAUUCUGCGGUAGAAGCAAAUCAAAUAGGAGGAAUAGCCAACUCAGAAGUUCCAUUGCACAAAAAAAUGUCAAUUACAGCAGCUCCAAGUGUCAAUGUUUCUUCUACUCAUCAAUCAUGGGCGGCUGCAGAUACAUUAAAUUCAGCGACAACACCAGCAUCAAAUUAUAAACGGGAUAGUUACAGUAAUAAUGAUAGCAUAGUUGUUUCUACUCCCGUUGAAAUGAUCAAGAAGCCGGUUAGUGCACCUAAUGUUGUUACAUCUUCAUCAAAAGGACGCAGAAACAUGAAAAAUCUACAACUAGUAGUUCCACCAGUUCGUUCGUCAAUUUCAGCUCCAAAUUCGCCUCAAAUUCCCCCAACUUCUGGAGCUCAUUCGCAUAAUCGACGCCCUUCAACGCCGAUUUGUGUUUACCAGAAUAAACCCUCGGAGCAUGCUAAUAAUGGUCAAGGUGCUGCUGAUCCAAUGGCAUUAAUUUCAAGAACUGAAAAUGAAAUCGGUGAAGAUUCGCCAUAUAAUGAGGGGCCUAUUUGUAUAUUGCCACAUCUUUACCUUGGCACUGAAUUGAAUGCUGCAAAUCGUCCAAUGCUCAAUAGAUUAAAUAUCGAAUUCAUUCUCAAUGUUGGUAAAGAGGUCGAAGUCCCUUACUUGGAUGAAAUAAAUGGCCUUGGCUCUAAUAAUAAUGCGAAUGAUGAUCACGAAGAUCAAAGCAAUCUUUCCGAUCAAAUUUCACCCGGUCUCUCUACUUCUUCAUCUCUAUCUUCUGAUCAUAGCUAUCAGACGGCAGCCUCAUCCCCAUCAAUUCAUAUCGAUUCUCCUCUUUUUCCCAGAUCGCCAUUUGCUCUUGCACCGAGUAAUUCGAUAAAAAGAGUUUCGUUGACAUCGUCACGCUCGAAUUCAAUGUCUCUUACAUUAGCUCAAAGAUCUCUAGCAUCUGGAAUUCUGCUAACAGUACCAGGAACAAAGGAAUUCAAGCCCAUAAAAUAUAAAAAAUUUUUCUGGACACAUAAUCAAGAAAACCUUAUUGCAGAUUUCAUUCCAGCGUUUGCGUUCAUUGAUGAAGCUCGUUCUGCCGGAAGAAACAUUCUUGUACAUUGUCAGUGUGGCGUUUCAAGAUCCGCAUCACUGAUCAUUGCUUAUGUGAUGAAGAUGAAUCGGAUGACUCUUAAUCAAGCGUACGAAUUUGUAAAGGAUAGGAGUUCAUAUAUAAGCCCGAACAUGAGUCUAGUUUAUCAAUUAGUGGAUUUUGAGAAAACUUUAAAAUUGAGUAAUUCGACUGUUAAUGCAAAGAAUAAAUCGGAACGAGCGAUAACACAUUCAAGAAAUUCCAGUAUUGAAAGUGACUUGCUAUUAAGUGGAUCCGGAAGAUUUCAUGUUAUCACAGCACCAAAACCAUCAUCACCAUUAUCUAUUUCACCUCUUUCAGCUCCAACAAAUUCAUUGCUACCUACAAGCACAAGUUACUCUCCAUUAUUAUCUCCGCCUCUUCAUAGUUUGCGACCGAGAUCUCCUUCUUCUCCCGCAGAACGUAUCUCAUCAGCAUCCCUGAAUUCUCCGUUAUCACCAACUUUUCCGAUAAAAAAAACCUCAUUAAGUUUUUUUAAAUCAAAUGACAAUCCUCCAUCUCCUCCUUUACCCAUUUCAUUUUCCGAUUACGAUUUUUCUUUAUUUCCUUUUGCUUCGCGUCAAUCUUUGAUAAUUGACAAUAAUAAUAACAACAAUGACAAUGUGGUAAUAUUAGGUGCUCAAGAACAACCCGGAUUUUUCGAUAGUGGCUUAAAAUUGGACAGUAUUUUCUCCCCAACGAGAACUACCUCGCCAGUUACUACGCCUAGUUUUAAUGAUUUAUUAUGGAGUGAUGACUGA
Ambispora gerdemannii is the source of this 1914-nucleotide messenger RNA. Lineage: Eukaryota; Fungi; Glomeromycota; Glomeromycetes; Archaeosporales; Ambisporaceae. The record is from the annotation of a GenBank genome assembly.